Caenorhabditis angaria is the source of this 692-nucleotide messenger RNA. NCBI's taxonomy places the organism in Eukaryota, Metazoa, Nematoda, Chromadorea, Rhabditida, Rhabditidae. The record is from the annotation of a GenBank genome assembly.
AUGAGAGCACUUUUUCACUUUUUGGUUUUUAUUAUAAUUGGAAUUAUAUUAACAGUAUUAUGUGUUGUGAUAACUACAAUAUUAUUUGCUGAAAAUUCCCAUCAAAGAGCUCCUCGCUCGGAAAAACGUAUAAUAAUUGAUGCAGAAUGUAUGAAACAAUAUAAAAAUGAAACAAAUUGUGUUUCUGUAAGUUUUCCAAAAUAUUUUUUUGUUAAAUCCCAAGUUCGAAUUCAAAUUUCAGUAAAAAUUAAUUUCAAGAAUUUUGAAGAAAAUUUUUUUUCAGAAGCAUAUUGAUAAAGUUUAUCUGAACUAUUCAAAUCAAACUGAACUCGUUAAUGGAUGUUUUGCUUCUCAGCAAUGUAUCAGAUCGAAUUGCGAAAUAUCGAAGUUAUUUAGUGAUUUGAUUUUGGAAAUUUGUGACUACAAGCAUUUCUAUGUUACUACUCUCAAAACAUGUAUUGAUGAAUUAAGAAAAAUUGAUAAUCGAUUAGAUAAAGACAUUUCUGCGAACGCUGAAAAAAUCAACGAAUUUUGUUCAAACGGAUCAAAAUUAUCACAGGUUUAUUUAGAAGUAAGUUGUUACACACAAUUAUUGUCAAUCAAAAUAUUUUUUUCAGCAUCACAAAAAAAUAAGAGAAGCUCAAAACCAAACUUCAACUUUUUCGGAUAUCAAGUAUUUGCCAAAUUCUUAA